Symbiodinium natans is the source of this 552-nucleotide messenger RNA. The record is from the annotation of a GenBank genome assembly. NCBI's taxonomy places the organism in Eukaryota, Dinophyceae, Suessiales, Symbiodiniaceae.
AUGAUCAUGAUGGGCAUGCGGAUCUUCCAGAUCACAGAAGGCGCCGGUUUUUGGCUGCUGCGCUGCAUGGUUCUGGGGGUGCCUCGAGCUCUUCUGAUGAGUUGGUUGAUGUGGCGAUUACUCCUGGGUCUCCUCUUGCUGAUAUCCCGAGUGAUGCUUCGCUCUCUGCACCGCCUACGCCUCUGGCACUUCGUCAGGCUCGGCAAGAUCGUGGACGUUCUCCUGUUCUGCCACCUCUGGGAGCUCGUCGCUCUGCUGCAAGGCCAAGUGCUCCGGCUCGCAGCCGGUCCCCACCUUGUGGUUCGGCAAGUCGGCUUUUGCCUCAGUUCUGCUCGCAUCCGGCUUGGCAGGCUCUGGUUGCGCGAGUCGAUCAUCUGGAAAAUGUGGUUGGCGUGUCCAUUGGUCCUCUGCAACAUGUUCCAGAUUCGCUGGGUCCUGUACCUGCGCCGCCAGCUCUUCUUCCGGAAACGGACACCUCUGCUGCUCUUGCGACGAACGCUUCUUCUGCGUUGCCUGUGGCUAACGAGGACGCCGAGCACCCUAUUGCUUUGA